UAUUUGUGUUUGCUUGAGUGUAUUUUUUCUUCCUGCAAUCUCUCUUUUUCUUAAAAUUAUAUACCAAUGAUUUUUUUUUCUUUUUGUUGAAUGUUGUCUUAAGCGCUUAGAUUCCCUGAUUCCAUUAUUCAGAAGUCCGCAUUUGUUCAAUCUCCCGUAAAACCUUUUCAAUAAAUGGAUCACUAACAUUUUUUUUUUCCCAUGAUGUUCAAUGAGUGACCUUAGCAGUUCUCUUGAAAUAAGAGGAUACUUCUGUCACAUUGCAUCUUCUUACUUACACGGACUAACCUACCAAUCCAGCUUACUACGUAUCACCCAGCGUCUGACCUCAAUCUCCCUUUUCUAAUGACUCAAAACUAAUUCAUCACGUUUUUUAUUCUGCGCCGUUGACUGUUCCCCGUCACACCCUGACUUUACAUUUCUAACACACGUUCCCAGGGUAGUAUCAGUAACUCAUCCUUCACCUUCACCUGCACCCAGCCCUGCCCCUUGGUUCAGACCUGUUGAUCACACACAGGCCGCCCCUCGUCACCCUGCGGGCCUAGAGAGGCAAGAUUCCGCCCCUGCCACAGCCAAGGCUCGUCACGUAGCACGGUGAAAUUCAAGCUCGUGUCCACACAUUCAUGAGAAGAAAAAAGCGACGAAAGCAACUCCCAGGAAUCAGAUCCGAUGUGGUAAAAGAGACUUGAGCCACCCGCGUCCAGCCAGCCAGCUGCCGCCUUCCCCGAUUUCCCCAUCUGCCCGUGACGUAAGUCCGGCCCUUCGGUCCUCGCCUGGGCUCGCUGGUGUGAGGUAUGGACAUAUCAGGGAAAGGUUCAACGCCCUAUAGGCCAAUAAGAACCCGGCGACAGGCAGACUCAAGGGUUAUCUACGUGGCUGAAUCAUGGAACGUAGUGUCGGCAUCUUUGUUCCCGUCCGCCGCGAGGAGUCACCAGGGAAAACGGUGCCGCGCCUGCUCGGUGGGCGGACCAGCGAGCCAGCUGAUGGCAGGGAGGCAGCAGACGACGUGAGGUGAGCCGCGUCCGCCGCCACAAAACAGCACGGCUGCCGCUGCCUUGCCUCAGUCUUGCCCCGCCGCUCCUCACUGCUCGCCCUUUCUCUUGUGAUCACCUCGUGCAAGCAGCCAUGGCCACGACCGCUGCCACCACUGCCGUCUACAGUCAGGUGUUUAAGAAAAAGUUGGCUGACGCGCUACGAGUCGGCACGGGGGGCGGCCUCUGCUUCUGCGGCAUCAACGUUUACUUCAAGAAUGACAAAUUCUACGACGACUGGGUGAUGCCGCUGUUCGGACGCCUCGAGCCAGAGACGGCGUACGCGGUGGCCCAGAAGGCGGCCAAGUACAACCUGGUGUCCAAGGAAAAGCUGCAGGAAUCCAGACUACUGGUGAGUACUCAGCCAAUGGCCGAGGGCGCCUUGGACCACGAGAAGACUCCCCUGCAGGAGGAGGAGGAGUCCAGUGUGACGUUCAAGUGUGUGGAGUUCACGAGCUCCGAGGAGGACCUGAUGGGUGCUCACACCGACACGGACCGACCGAGCGGCGUCACGUGUGAGUCGCUCUCGCCUUCCAAAGCUUACGAUUCCGAGUUUGAGGUGGAUGAGUCGUGCCUUGAGAUCUGCAUAGAGGACGAGGGAGGGUCGCUGCUCCGCGAGUCAGGCACCUGCGAGGAGUGCCGGGCGUGUCCCCCACAUGGCGGUGGGGAACCAUGCUGUGGCACCCACGGCGGGGGACGCGUCGCCUCCCGUCGGUACCUGAGCGAGUCGGGCUACCCCAGUAGUGACCUCUCCUGCUGCGGGUCACCGCGCGCCGAGAGGAACUGUGUCACGCCGGACUCCCCCUCGCUGAGCAUGCGUGUGAACAUUGCGUCUCCACUCCGCAGCAGCAAGAUGUCCCUCGCCACCAUGAUCGACGGCACCAACCCUGUGUACGACAGGGACCACCUGGACGAGGAGGACGAGUUGGCACUGGUGGACGAGGAGGCGUGCGAGGAGGCGCAGCUCAAACAGGAGCACAGGGAACAAGAAGAGGAAGAAGAAGAGGAGGAAGACAGGGAAGAAGAACUAAGGACAAGAGACGCUCUCCUCCCUCCCGAUUACGAGGGUCCCUGUGGCUUCCUGGGAGGUUCGGCGGUGGCGGUGGCCCGGCACGACCAGCUGGUCCUGGCCUCCAGCUAGGCACCGCGAUACACCCUUUGUUACUCACACACUUGCUGGCGUGCAUCUUGACAUAUCACACCACCUAAUACUUUCUUUCUAAUGUCAGGACCAUUCAUGUUUUUCAUUUUUUGUCGCAUUUUUUAUAUACGCGUUUGGAAGCGUCCCGGCUGGCGUGCAGGGUGUCCCGGGCCAAGAUGCUGGGAAGCACAGGGUAGCACAGGACUGACGAGAGUAGGAGUGUAAAUAGAAAGUAGCUGUGACUCAGUAUUAGUUAGAGGUUGACCCGCUGUGGUGUAGAGUAUACUUGUAUACGUAUACUAGACAGGCCUUAGUGGUGUGCAAAAAAAGAGAGAGAGAGAGAGAGAGAGAGAGAGAGAGAGAGAGAGAGAGAGAGAGAGAGAGAGAGAGAGAGAGAGAGAGAGAGAGAGAGAGAGAGAGAGAGAGAGAGAGAGAAUGCAAUUAACUAGAUGUCGUAAAUCACUUGCUGAAAAUUAAUUUAGAAAAAAAGUGUUCAUGUGUGUGCGUGUGCGUGCGUGCGUGCGUGUAUGUGUGUGUAAGUUUCUCCUGAAGGAGUAGUAUUGUAGAAAUUGAAAUCUCCUCUCGGGAAGGAGCAAGGAACAGAGGAGGAGAAGGAGGAGGAGGAGGAGGAGGAGGAGGAGGAGGAGGAGGAGGAGGAGGAGGAGGAGGAGGAGGAGAGCCGCGCGUGGGUCACCCUGUUCGCCCUGGCCGCCGCCCACCUGCUGGUACCAAGCUUUAAUAACUGCAAGGAAAUGCAACGCUUAUUUUUCUACUUUCCACUGAUAUGCAAGACAAUACUCGAGCAGUGGCCCGCAGAGGAAGAAUCACUAAGCGUACAUAACAAUAAAAAUGAUAGAAAGUGAGAAUUAUAAAUAUAUGUACAUAUUAUAUAUACGAGGAUUGUUUUCAUGAAAGAUUUUACAAGUAUAUUAAAGAAAGAAAUUAUCCGAUUCUAAAAAUUAAAAGAAGAUAUAUUCUUCAACAAUCUAGUACUUAUUUUUUAUUAGUUUUAUUUAAAAGCUUUACCUUAUUUAACUAUUUUGAUUAUCAUUUGCACUGCACUAACAUCAAUAUUUGUUUUUUUUUGUUAUCCUGUAUUGAUUUAAGCUUUUUAUAUUCAUUUUUUUUCUCUCACCUAAUCAAUUUUUUUUUUUAUUUUUUUUCAGUUCUGUGUGAGUUUUCAUUUCUUUUCUUUUCCCUUUGAUUUUUGACAGACGCCGCCUGCCCUCUAUGAGCCAGACGUCCCCACCCCCCUGCCGGACCUUGGCCCAGGAACACGUCCCCCUGUCCCUGAACACAACACUCUACAUCCACACUUCUCUUCCCCCAUCCCCCCUACCCCUCCCUCCGCACCUGGACGGAAGGGCGGCGCAGCUAAUACCCAUGCAUUCCUCAUCACCCAGACUCAUCAUCUAUUGUUUAAAGCUUCAGUAUUCCUAAGUUCCCGGGUUAAGUCAUGUGUAUGGGGUGUCAAUUUAAGUUACGUUAGCUGUCAACAUGCUUUCCUCACCAUUCCAAACUCAUACUUAUUGGUUAGUUUUUUUUUUAGCUUUAGUUUGUCUUAAGUCAUGUGUGUAUAGUUUACUUAUCUGUGUUUAUUGUAUUAAGUUUUGAUUUUUUCUCUGUAUUCUUUGUUUUAUAAUACAUGAUUCUGAGUUGUAUA
Scylla paramamosain (green mud crab) is the source of this 3835-nucleotide messenger RNA. RefSeq lists its product as uncharacterized. Lineage: Eukaryota; Metazoa; Arthropoda; Malacostraca; Decapoda; Portunidae. The transcript is spliced from 2 exons. Bases 1126 to 2172 code for a protein of 348 amino acids. The record is from RefSeq and is a predicted model, not a curated record.